Messenger RNA from Oncorhynchus mykiss (rainbow trout), 1705 nucleotides. RefSeq names its product gamma-crystallin M3-like. Lineage: Eukaryota; Metazoa; Chordata; Actinopteri; Salmoniformes; Salmonidae. Gene Ontology annotation, biological process: lens development in camera-type eye; visual perception. The record is from RefSeq and is a predicted model, not a curated record. Gene Ontology annotation, molecular function: structural constituent of eye lens.
CUGAGUCUUUUCAGGCAUGAUGAUACAUACAGCAGGGUGACUGAGUCUUUUCAGGCAUGAUGAUACAUACAGCAGGGUGACAGUCUUUUCAGGCAUGAUGAUACAUAUAGCAGGGUGACAGUCUUUUCAGGCAUGAUGAUACAUACAGCAGGGUGACAGUCUUUUCAGGCAUGAUGAUACAUAUAGCAGGGUGACAGUCUUUUCAGGCAUGAUGAUACAUACAGCAGGGUGACUGAGUCUUUUCAGGCAUGAUGAUACAUAUAGCAGGGUGACAGUCUUUUCAGGCAUGAUGAUACAUAUAGCAGGGUGACAGUCUUUUCAGGCAUGAUGAUACAUACAGCAGGGUGACAGUCUUUUCAGGCAUGAUGAUACAUAUAGCAGGGUGACAGUCUUUUCAGGCAUGAUGAAAGCAACAGCUUAGUGUCACAAAUCCUGUGUAUUAGUAACAAAACUUCACAGAACUUCAGCAAACAACUUAAGAAAGUGAAUUGAACGUUUGAUAUGUGGUCUCUUUUAGAUCAUUUCUACGAGGACAGGAACUUCCAGGGCCGCUCUUAUGAGACCAGCCAGGACUGCCCUGACAUGUCCUCCUACAUGUCUCGCUGACAGUCCUGCAGGGUGGAGAGCGGCUGCUUCAUGGCGUACGAGCGCCCCAACUUCAUGGGAAACCAGUUCUUCCUGAGGAGGGAAGAGUACUCAGACUACAUGCAUAUGGGAAUGAGUGACUCGGUCCUCUCCUGCCGUAUGAUCCCUCAGAUCAUCUUCUACGAGGACAAGAACUUCCAGGGUCGUUCCUAUGAGGCCAGCAAUGAUUGCCCUGAGCUGACAUCCCACCUGAGCAGGUGCAACUCCUGCAGGGUUGAGAGCGGCUGCUUUAUGGUCUACGAGCGCCCCAACUUCAUGGGACACCAGAUGCUGGUCAGAAGAGGAGAGUACCCCGACAACCAGCGCCUGAUGGGCAUGAGCCAGAGCGACUGCAUCAGGUCCAGCCGUUUGAUCCCCAUGCACAAAGGAAACUUCAUGAUGAGGAUCUACGAGAAGGAGAACUUCGGAGGUCAGAUGCAUGAGAUGAUGGACGACUGUGACUCCAUCCAGGAGCGUUACCGUAUGUCAGACUGCCAGUCCUGCAACGUGAUGGACGGCCACUGGCUGAUGUACGAGCAGCCCCACUUCAGAGGCAGAAUGAUCUACCUGAGGCCUGGAGAAUACAGGAGCCUGAGGGAUAUGGGCUUGGGCCCCGUGGACAUGAGAAUCGGCUCCAUCAGACGUAUCAUGGACUCCUGUUAAACCCCCAUCAAACUCCACCUAAUCCUAAUAAAUAUAUGCUUUUAUCUGUUGUAAGACUUUUGCUCUUUUAUUCCCUUCACAACACGUGUUCAGUAUUGUACUUGUCAAAUAGUGUAGACUUCAUGUAGAAGCCUUACAUCAAUAGAUACUGCAUUAAGACUUCCCUUUCAACCAGAUCUCGCACACUUGAGAUGUACAAUUCAUAUUUAUUUUUUUAACGGAUUGUACUCUAGGUUUGAGAGAUGUUCUGGUUAGGGUUCCAUCCCGAGAAUAAAUCCCUUUUUCUCCCAGGUAACCCAGUAUUUCCCGCCAAAACCAGAAAUGUAAUUCUAAAGCUUUAUAAAGCAUAUAAAUGUCUAGAUUUGAUUAGAGCUUUGAUCAGCAUGAACUUUAAAAUCUGAUGCUAUCUGAACCUGAU